AUGAAACUUGCUCCAAACUUGGCAAAUAAUCCCGCAGAAUAUGAGGCCAUACUCGCAUGUUUGAUGAUAGCUAUCGGGGAGAAUAUCAAGAAGUUAGUCUUGAAAAGUGACUCACAACUCGUUGUUCGACAAAUACUCGGUGAAUAUGAAGCUAGGGAUGAGAAUAUGGCUACCUACUUGGACAAAGUCAAGAAUCUCCAAAAGAGGAUAGAUGUUGAGUUCGUACUCAUACUGCGGGAGGAAAACCAAGUUGCGGAUUCACUAAGUCAUAUAUUCUCACCUCUACAGGGAUCAGGGGGCAUACUGGGGGCAAGUAUUGGCUAUGGAUAUACUCCCUAUAGAGGCUCACCAUGA
Molecule: messenger RNA, 354 nt
Organism: Striga hermonthica
Lineage: Eukaryota; Viridiplantae; Streptophyta; Magnoliopsida; Lamiales; Orobanchaceae
Source: the annotation of a GenBank genome assembly